Messenger RNA from Fusarium verticillioides 7600, 1155 nucleotides. RefSeq lists its product as hypothetical. The record is from RefSeq and is a predicted model, not a curated record. The coding region runs from base 1 to 1155 and encodes 384 amino acids. The transcript is spliced from 2 exons. Lineage: Eukaryota; Fungi; Ascomycota; Sordariomycetes; Hypocreales; Nectriaceae.
AUGAGCCAUAACAAUUCAUACAUGCAGACUCGCUCUCGGCAACUGGCUCCAGCUCCAGAACCAGCUCCAGCUCCAACCCCUCCCUCCUCACUCAGAAAUGGAAGUCAGAACCAUCCCUCAAGGCACACAUCUCAGCCUCGUGCCGUAGAUCGCUACGCAAGCAUGGAGUCUACUACCGGGACCAAUCCGCAAGCACCGAGGCUCGAGGCAUAUCAGCUGCCUCCACUACAAGACGGAAUAUCACUUCCAAGUUCUCUCCUACCAUUGCCAAACUCUAACACCCAACCGGCGACCCAACCCGUCGAAUACGUGGCUGAUUCACCCGUCGAUUCAACGUUGAUGUUGAGUCAACCGGACAGAGUAGACGACCGAGAUUACGAUAGAUAUGAGGCUCAAAACAAUAGCCAGGUGUCACAGGAGCAAGAGUUAUGGGAUAGACUUCAGUCAGUUGAGUCCCAGAACAGACAGCUUAUGAACAACAUUGCCUAUAAAACACAUCAGAACAUGAAAACUACUGUGAAACAUGAUUUUCGGCUCGAUAGGCUAGAGCAGGAAAUCAGGGAAUUGAAGAGAAAGAGCCAAGCCCUAAGGUUUCGGCCGUACCGGACGUCAUACAGAAGUCUCUCACAGAACUCAAUGUAUCGAUCAUUUGUUGAUGAUAUAGGUAUCAGGCCUAUAUUCCGCGGUCUUUCAGCCAGGACCAUCGAAACUUAUGCCUUGGUGCUACCAAAGCUUGAAGCAAUGACAGAGUUGUGUCUCGAUGGACGAUUGGCUCUUGAUCAAGUAUCGCUUAAUGCUACCAAAACGAUCCGAUCGCUCAAGUUAGUAUCUGUCGGAAAGCUGGAUGGCUUCACUGCGUUUAUGGCUGCUUUCCCUUGCUUGGUUCAAUUUUCCUUUGAGUCUCGGAGUACUGUAUUACUUCCACUUGAUCGAACUGCUUGGCCAAAACUCCAAUUCUUACGCUUGAUCGGUGUAUGGGUCAACAAGGAGGCAAUAUCGCACGUGAUUGCUAUCGCAGAGUCACAUAAACUUACCUGGGAGUUUGAAGCUGUCACCUUGGCGAACAGUACACGGGGCUCAUUAUGGGCGGCAAUCCACCAAAAUGGUCACCAAAUCACAUUCACCAGCAACAACAGGGCGGUGACCUAUAAAUAG